Messenger RNA from Acaulospora morrowiae, 765 nucleotides. The record is from the annotation of a GenBank genome assembly. Lineage: Eukaryota; Fungi; Glomeromycota; Glomeromycetes; Diversisporales; Acaulosporaceae.
AUGCCAUAUUACUGUACCUUCCAUUCAACUGUAAAUCUUCGUACUUCAGAUUAUAACUCUUUUAAUCAAAGUUACCCAUCAAGUUACGAAAAUUCCACUCCUAAUCAAAAUCGAGUCUAUACAGUUCGUCCAGUAUCAAUUAAGCAUCUCUUAAGCAGUGAAUUGAGACAUCCUGACGGCGAGCGAAUACUCGAUGGAAAACCUCUGGAGAUUGUAACAUUCGUCGCCAGAAUUCAAGAUAUUCCACAAACCACUGAUUCAGAAAACAUUGUAGUUGAAGACGGUAGUGGUUCCAUCCAAAUUUCUUAUCCAAAGAACACUGUCACCAGCAAAAUUGAGAUGAACAAAUAUGUACGAGUGUCCGGAAAAUUCAAUAGUCCUGAUGAUUUUGUUACGUAUUUUAUACAACCUGUAACAGAUCACAAUGAAAUCAGCUUCCAUCUCACUGAGGUUGUUCACACUCAUCUCUCGUUAACCAAGGGCAAGAAUAAUAGAGAUCUGGCGUCCCAACGUACCAGAAAUAUUAGUGAGGACAUCCUGGAUCUCAUUUCCAGGAAUUCCAAGGAAGAUAUCGGGAUGUGUGUCGACGACAUCUGCAAAAUGUGGGCCUUCCAGCAUAAUUCCGAUUAUAACAUCAGGAAAAUAAUCAAUGACUUGGUCGACGAGGGUUUACUCUUCCAUACCGCUGACGAUAAUCACGUUCAAGUUACCGGUCCAUGGUCGCAUAAUCUUGAUCUUCGAAGUCACUACCCUAAUUUUCUUUGA